GCGGGGCAGAGCAGCAGGAAGGCCCAGCAGCAAGAGCAGGCCCGCCAGGUGGAGCGGGCUCAGCAGCCGGCCCGGCGCAAACGCCGCCCCGGCAACGCCGGCAGCCGCAGCCGCAGCCGCCCGCAGCGCAGUUCCCGCGCCAGCAGCUCCAGAAGCAGCCCGCGCAGCAGCCCCAUGAGCAGCAGGAGCAGCAGCGACGCCAGCCGCAGCUCCUGCAGCAUCCCAACGCACAGCAAGCAGCUCCCGCAGCUCAGCUCCAGCAUGGCGCCCGCGGCCCAGCCUCGAGAGGGCGCCGUGGCGAACCCGCGCGACAAGACCGCAGCGGCGGCCUCGCUCGACAGGGCCGCAGUGGCGGCCUCGGUGCAGGCGGGCGCCAACUUCGUUGUGGAUGCGCCCUGGCAUGGCGAGGCGUGGUCGGAGUGGUCGCAGCGCGCAGCGGGGGCAGCGCUCGGGGGGGCCACUCGGGAGUGGCGGCUGCAGCCCGCAGCGGCGGCCUCCGCGCGCAUGCCCGACUUCGCCGCG
Prorocentrum cordatum is the source of this 522-nucleotide messenger RNA. The record is from the annotation of a GenBank genome assembly. Lineage: Eukaryota; Dinophyceae; Prorocentrales; Prorocentraceae.